AUGAACUCCAACGAUAAACACCAACGCACGAUCCCCUCCAUGGAGAAGUACCCUUCGUCUGGACUAUCUGUUGUUGUUGUUGGGGGCGGAAUAGCAGGACUCGGAUUUGCCAUUGAAGCCUGCCGCAAGGGUCACGAUGUCCGCGUGCUUGAACGGCGCCCUCAGUUUGUUGAGCUUGGUGAUUUGAUGGUCCUACAAUCCUCGGCUCUGCAUACUCCCAAGCUGUGGCCUGGUUUUCUUGAAAUGUUGGCGUCUUGCCAGUACAACUCGCCAAACUACUUCAAGAAGUUUGAUGGGACUUUUAUCGGGGCGCAUCAUCCGGGCUCCGAUGAUGCUCCCUCUACCUAUGUCAACCGGGCGAAGUUCCACGGCAUUCUGGAAGAAUACGCUCGCCAACAGGGCAUAAAGAUUGAGUACUCGGCUAAUGUGGUUGAGUAUUUUGAGACGAACGACGCCGCAGGGGUCAAGUUUGAUGACGGACAUUUUCAAAUCGCAGAUGUUGUCGUGGCUGCCGACGGUGUAGGAACCAAGUCAUGGGGACUUCUUCAUGGAUCAAAGGCAGAGCCCAUCAACUCUGGUUUUGCCGUCACUCGGGUGACAUUCCCUGCAGGGCCCGCGCUUGAAAAUCCAAUCAUAGCCAAGGAAUUUGAAGGUUUCGAUCACAGAGUGUCCCUUCACGUGGGGCCAGACUCGCAUAUGGUCGUCGGAAAGACGGAUACUGAGAUCUGUUGGUUACUUAAUCACCCUGACACAGAUGGGGCUGUCGAGGACUGGUCCUACAAGGCCUCCAGUGACAUUGCUCUGCCCCAUGUUGAAGGGUGGCAUCCAUUCUUCAAGGAACUUAUAAAUGCCACACCAAACCACGAAGUAACGAACUGGAAGCUCAUGUGGCGCAACGCUCCACCCACAUGGGUUUCGCCCUUGGGUCGCGUGGUCCAGAUUGGGGAUGCUGCUCACACUUUCCUCCCGACAUCUGCCAGCGGGGCCACGAUGGCACUGGAGGACGGAUACUCCCUGGCCGCGUGCCUUGAAAAGGGUGGAAGAGAAAGAGUUGCCUUAGCUACGCGGGUGCAUAAUACUCUCAGGUAUGAGAGGGUGUCAUGUGCGCAAAGAAUGGGCCUCAAAAACCGUGAAAACUUUCACAAGACGGACUGGGACUACGUGAGAGAACAUCCCGAGGUUUUGACGAGCACUAUUGGGCUGUGGCUCAUUCAUCAUAAUCCCGAGAACUACGCUAUUGAGAAUUUCGAGAGCUGUGCUACGCAUAUCGAAGAUGGGAAAACCUUCCGGAAUACUAAUGCUGUCCCUGGCUACACCUGGAAGCCAUGGACGAUAGAGCAGCUUCUCGCUGCGACGGACAAUGGCGAGGAGAUUCUUGACGAAGGAGACUGGUCUUAA
Clonostachys byssicola is the source of this 1398-nucleotide messenger RNA. NCBI's taxonomy places the organism in Eukaryota, Fungi, Ascomycota, Sordariomycetes, Hypocreales, Bionectriaceae. The record is from the annotation of a GenBank genome assembly.